Messenger RNA from Salarias fasciatus (jewelled blenny), 1654 nucleotides. Its product is annotated as glycerol-3-phosphate dehydrogenase [NAD(+)], cytoplasmic. The record is from RefSeq and is a predicted model, not a curated record. Bases 35 to 1093 code for a protein of 352 amino acids. The transcript has 8 exons. NCBI's taxonomy places the organism in Eukaryota, Metazoa, Chordata, Actinopteri, Blenniiformes, Blenniidae. Gene Ontology annotation, biological process: carbohydrate metabolic process; glycerol-3-phosphate catabolic process. Gene Ontology annotation, cellular component: cytosol. Gene Ontology annotation, molecular function: glycerol-3-phosphate dehydrogenase [NAD(P)+] activity; NAD binding; protein homodimerization activity.
AGCAGCAGCAGCUCCGUCUGGGAAAGUUCAGCACAUGAUGGCAGCACCCAAGAAAGUCUGUGUGAUUGGCUCUGGUAACUGGGGCUCUGCCAUAGCCAAGAUCGUGGGCGCCAACGCGGCCAAGUAUGACACGUUUGACACCACCGUGAACAUGUGGGUGUUCGAGGAGACUGUGGAUGGCCGCAAGCUCACAGAAAUCAUCAACACAGACCAUGAAAAUGUGAAAUAUCUGCCCGGACACAAGCUGCCCCCCAAUGUGGUGGCCGUUCCAGACCUGGCUGAGUCCGUGAAAGGGGCUGACAUCCUGAUCUUUGUGGUCCCUCACCAGUUUAUUGUGAGAGUGUGCGACACCAUCAAAGACCACAUCAAGAAAGACGCCCUGGGAAUGUCACUCAUCAAGGGUGUUGAUGCAGGACCAGAGGGUCUGAAGCUGAUCUCAGAGGUCAUCAGAGCGAAACUGGGCAUCACCAUGACGGUACUUAUGGGUGCUAACAUCGCCAACGAGGUCGCUGAUGAGAAAUUCUGUGAAACAACCAUUGGGUGCACAGACAAGGCUCACGGGCCCACGCUGAAGAAGCUGAUGCAGACCACCAACUUCCGCGUGACUGUGGUGGAAGAGUCUGACGUUGUGGAGAUAUGCGGGGCACUCAAGAACAUCGUCGCGGUCGGAGCAGGUUUCUGUGAUGGCCUGGGAUUCGGUGACAACACUAAGGCGGCAGUCAUUCGUCUCGGCCUGAUGGAGAUGAUUGCCUUCGCUAAGGUCUUCUGCACAAACUGCCCCGUCUCCCCUGCCACCUUCCUGGAGAGCUGCGGCAUCGCUGACCUGAUCACGACCUGCUACGGCGGACGCAACCGCAAAAUCGGCGAAGCGUUUGCCAAAACAGGCAAAACCAUUGAGCAAUUAGAGAACGAGAUGCUGAACGGGCAGAAGCUUCAAGGUCCCGCCACUGCAACGGAGGUGCAUCAGGUCUUGAAACAGAAAAAUAUGGUGGAAAAGUUUCCUCUUUUUACUGCCGUUUAUCAGAUCUGCUUCAACGGCCACAAAGUCACAGAGUUCAUCAAUUGUUUGCAAAACCACCCCGAGCACAUCUGAAGGACCGAUGAAUGAAUGGAAGUUGGGAAAGACUUUUCCUCUGAAAACCACUGUGUAACCAAGGAGUUAUGGGGACAUCGGAGGUUGCAUGAAGUUCAUGCUCAAUCUGACUCCUCUCUUCUCCCGAGUCUCAGAAAGAGAAAACUAAAGAAAACAAAAAAAAAAAAGAAAAGUAAUGAAGAAGUGGCAUUGCCCUUCAUCUUCCUGAGCUGCUGCUGCACUGACCCGAGGUCAUUACUUAUAUUGAACGAAGCAUAAACUGUUUCUUCAAAUUAUUUAAUUACUGCAUAAAUCUCCUCAGUCUUAAAAGUUUUAGCAAUUCAAAAUACUUUAACUUAAACAAUACACACACAGACAAAAAUGAAUGUUACUGAAUAUUACAUAAUUUAUUGUGCAAAAGUGCCUUACCUUGUCUUAUCACAGGCAGAUAUGUUUUCCAGUGUUAAACAAAGCACUGCAGACAAGAACAGUCACCGCCGCUGUUUUUCAUUUGGACUUCAUAAAAUAUAACCAUCUACUUGACAUGGUUUAUUUAAAAUAAACAAUUUAAUUUGUCUUAUC